AGACCAGUCCUGGAGCAACAGUUUGCGUUUUCCCGUCGCUCGCGAGUCUGGUCUGCCUGUACCCGCCAUGGGCCUGGAGCUCUACCUGGACUUGUUGUCCCAGCCCUGCCGCGCUGUCUAUAUCUUCGCCAAGAAGAACGGCAUCCCCUUCGAGCUGCGCCCUGUGGAGCUGAUCAGAGGCCAGCACCUCAGUGAUGCCUUUGCCCAGGUGAACCCCCUGAAGAAAGUGCCGGCCUUGAGGGACGGGGACUUCACCUUGACUGAGAGUGUGGCCAUCCUGCUCUACCUGACGCGCAAAUAUAAGGUCCCUGACUACUGGUACCCUCAGGACCUGCAGGCCCGAGCCCUUGUGGAUGAGUAUCUGGCAUGGCAGCACACAGCUUUGCGGAGAAACUGCCUCCGGACCCUGUGGCAUAAGGUGAUGUUUCCUGUUUUCAUGGGUGAGCCAGUAUCUCCUCAGAUGCUGGCAGCCACCCUGGCAGAGCUGGAUGUUACUCUGCAGUUGCUUGAGGACAAGUUCCUUCAAAACAAGGCCUUCCUCACUGGACCUCACAUCUCCCUGGCUGAUCUGGUAGCCAUCACAGAGCUGAUGCACCCUGUGGGUGCUGGCUGCCAAGUCUUCGAAGGGCGACCCAAGCUGGCUGCAUGGCGGCAGCGCGUGGAGGCAGCAGUAGGGAAGGACCUUUUCCGCGAGGCCCAUGAGGUCAUUCUGAAGGCCAAGGACUUUCCACCUGCAGAUCCUACUACAAAGCAGAAGCUGAUGCCCAGGGUGCUGGCCAUGAUUCAGUGAUCUUGAAAACCCCACUCCUGUGCUGCCCUCAGCAACUUACAAAGCAUCUUUGUUACCAGUGUCCCAUGGGAAGCAGGCCUAGGAGCAGGAGUAACUUGCCUGAGACUUGCCCGAGUUCAACAGCACCUCAGCCCCCCAGGCCACCACCUCCACCUUGUCUUCCACAGCUGUCUGAAAGCCACAAUGAGAAUGACGCACACCCAAGCCUUGCCUCCCUUAAUCACUGCAUUUCAUUUUAAGUUUGGAUAAUAAAUCUAACUUCCGCCUUAGCCUCUGCUUCCAACUCU
Carlito syrichta (Philippine tarsier) is the source of this 1077-nucleotide messenger RNA. Its product is annotated as glutathione S-transferase theta-1. Gene Ontology annotation, biological process: glutathione metabolic process. Bases 68 to 790 code for a protein of 240 amino acids. Lineage: Eukaryota; Metazoa; Chordata; Mammalia; Primates; Tarsiidae. Gene Ontology annotation, cellular component: cytoplasm. Gene Ontology annotation, molecular function: glutathione transferase activity. The transcript has 5 exons. The record is from RefSeq and is a predicted model, not a curated record.